Perca fluviatilis (European perch) is the source of this 3287-nucleotide messenger RNA. It is a transcript of the gene lrit1a, whose product is annotated as leucine-rich repeat, immunoglobulin-like and transmembrane domains 1a. Gene Ontology annotation, molecular function: protein binding. The transcript is spliced from 4 exons. NCBI's taxonomy places the organism in Eukaryota, Metazoa, Chordata, Actinopteri, Perciformes, Percidae. The record is from RefSeq and is a predicted model, not a curated record. The coding region runs from base 286 to 2241 and encodes 651 amino acids. Gene Ontology annotation, cellular component: endoplasmic reticulum membrane.
AUUUCGGAAGUGUUUUUCUGUGAUAAUAAAUAGGGACGUCUCUGCGCAGCCUAUCGGAUUCCGGGAUGCAAUACGCAUCCAAAUGAAAAGAACGCCAGUCCUUUCGCUAAUCCUUGACUAUCCUUUUUAUCUCGGGACUCAUAUCAGUCGGAUCACUAUGGGACAGCGAAGCGGUGGGACAAAGCCAUGCGGAUGAUAUUCCUGUAAAUGAGAGAAAAAAGCAAGUCUGUUUGACUUAAACUGGGCGCAUGUAGGCAAGCUGCGUAUGCGUAAAACUGGGCCAAAAUGUUCCUCGUCCUGCUCAUGGGGCUCUACGUGGCCACAGGUGAAUUUCUCUCCCCAGUGAGCUCCUGCCCGUCGCAGUGCAGCUGUUUUUACCACAACCUGAGUGAUGGAUCAAAGGCCAGGAGCGUGAUUUGCAAUGAUCCCGAGAUAUCUCUUGUGCCUGUCGGGUUUCCUGUUGACACGUCCAAGCUGCGAAUUGAGAAGACAGCCAUCCAGCGGAUACCAAGCGAAGCCUUCAACUACCUCUCCAGUCUGGAAUUCCUGUGGAUGUCUUUCAACACGCUGUCCGCUUUGAGCCCGGACAGUUUCCGGGGACUGCUUAACCUGGAAGAGCUUCGUCUGGACGGGAAUGCCCUCACCGCCUUUCCCUGGGAAUGUCUCAUGGAUAUGCCCAGUCUCAGACUUCUCGAUUUGCACAACAACCAGCUCAGCUCGCUGCCAGCGGAGGCCACCACUUACAUCAAGAACCUCACCUACCUGGAUCUGUCCAGCAACAGCCUGCUGACCCUGCCGGCAGAGGUGCUGUCCACCUGGCUGGCGGCGAAACCAGUGCAAGGUCCAGAAAGCUCCAAAAUGAUACUUGGUCUCCAUGACAACCCCUGGGUGUGUGACUGUCGGCUUUAUGACCUGAUCCAGUUCCAGAAGUCUCCGACUCUUUCAGUGGCAUUCAUUGACACAAGGCUCCGGUGUUCAGCUCCGGAGAGCGUGUCAGGCGUCUUGUUCAGUGAUGCAGAGCUGCGCCGCUGUCAGCUCCCACGUAUCCACACAGCUGUGGCACGAGUCCGGAGUGCUGUUGGGAACAAUGUGCUGCUCCGCUGUGGGACCAUCGGAGUCCCAAUCCCAGACCUGACAUGGCGCAAGGCGGAUGGGCGACUCCUUAAUGGAAGAGUCCAGCAGGAAACCUCCAAGGAGGGAAUUACCUGGUCCAUCCUCAGUGUCCCAGCUGUGUCCUAUCGGGAUUCAGGGAAAUACAUCUGCAAGGCCACUAACUAUGCGGGGAAUGCUGAAGCUGUCAUUUCUCUCGUUGUCUCUAACUCACCAAAACCAGAGGGGAACCAAACCAGCAACGACAAGAAAGCCAAAGUCAAGAAACCCAACCCGAUGGGAAAAGCUGCCUACCAGGAGAAACUGGUGGCCAGAUAUGUGGUUCCAACCUCCACCCCUUCAUCUUUGCCUGCCCUAGAUCCAGGCCUACCACCUGGUUUUAGUCCUGAUCCUGGACUAGCCAGUUACAGUCUGGCUGACAGAGCCACCCCAGGGCCUGCCACCUCUUCCAAUGCAGAUGCGCUGUUGGAUCUGGAGAAGACUAAUCUAAGCAACCUGGCGGCCAACACGUCGUCGCUGCAGCAGGACCCGGACAGGGUGGUCCGCUCUGUAAAGGUGGUGGGGGACACAGACAAUACAAUUUAUUUAAACUGGAGAGCCCCUAAGGCCAAGAACACAACCGCAUUUAGUGUGCUGUAUGCUGUUUUUGGAGAGAGGGACAUGAGGAAGAUCAAUGUUGGGGCGGGGCAGAACCGAGUAACCAUCGAUGGGCUGGUGCCCAGGACCAAGUACAUUGCCUGUGUGUGUGUGAGGGGCCUGAUCCCCAAGAAGGAGCAGUGUGUCAUAUUUUCCACUGAUGAAGCAGCCAGUGCCACUGGGACCCAGAGGCUGAUUAAUGUGAUUGUGAUCACAGUGGCCUGUAUCAUCGCAGUCCCUCUCACUGUCAUCGUGUGCUGUGGGGCUCUGAAGAGACGCAUUCAGAAGUACUGGGGAAAGAAAUCCAAGGACAUCCAAGAUUCAUAUGUGACCUUUGAAACACUGUCGCCUGGCACGAAGGCCAAAGGGCUCGAGGGCGAGUAUUUGAACAGACUGAACCCAGAGGAAUCCAACAGGCUGCUGUCGGCCCGCUCCAGCCUGGACUCUGAGGCCACAACUAAGAUAGAGGGACAGCCUAACGAGUACUUCUGCUGACGUCAUGCUCCAGCUCCGGCUUCUGCUCCACGCCAUCUUCCUCGCUCUCACCCACAUCCACGUCCCAGUCCGACCCCUAAUACCCAUUCACAUCCCCACCCCCACCCCCACCCCCACCCUCACCCCCAUCCACAUUCGUAUCCUCAUCACUGCCCGUACUCUCACCCUCAGCAACAUCCUGACGUCAGUCCCCCUCCCACGCGCUCCCGUACGGCCACACCAUGGGAUUCCCCCCCACCUGUCCCUCCUCGCUGGAUCAUGGCACCAACUCCACCGCCACAAAGAUCCAAUUUCUAUCAAAGGACUUUCGCACGCUGCACUAUAAUGGAAAUAUCAGUUUAGAGGAAUAUUUAACAUUUUAAUUAACUUGUUUUUCCCAGAUAUUUGUAGAAUAUCUCAUGUUUCUUACAGAUAGAGUGAAACUCACUUCACAUGUAUCCAUGCAUUAAUAGUAAGACAACAUUUAAACACACUCAUGCUUUUAUGUAUAAAAGAAUGUUUUUAUCACUAAGCCUGGAAGAGAUAACAUGUCAAAUGCUGAAAGAACAUAACAAUUAUUGUAAACUAUAUUUAAUCUCACUUGCAUGUCCCAGCGAAGAAACCUCUGCAACCUGAUCAGACUUAAAGGAAACGCAACGGUCAAUACUCCAUUGUCUAUAUCCUAAGCAUGUGUAUGAUUUGUAUAUACUUUAUGGAUGAUGUACACUUACAUAUACAGUUAAGUCUGUGCCUCUGUAUAUAUCUGUCAUAUGUUCUCAGAGAAGAUAUACACAUAGGCAUGGUUCAACACUCUGGUGUAUGGAGAAAAGCUGGAGCUGGAGAGAAGUACAGAAAGGACUGAACUAUGACACAAUGUAAAUAGAGUGGAAAUUAUGCAAAAUUAAAUGUUGGAUGAUUUAUAUUCCAAGCAAUGAGACACAUACUGAAAUAUCUUUAUGUACCUGUUUCGUGCCACCUAGAGGCAUCAUUAGCUACCCCAUUAAAUGUAGAUCUAUUCAUUCCAAUAAUUAUUUGAAAAUAGUUGAAUAAACUUUUAUACAUAUCCA